This is a messenger RNA of Chironomus riparius, 489 nucleotides long. NCBI's taxonomy places the organism in Eukaryota, Metazoa, Arthropoda, Insecta, Diptera, Chironomidae. The record is from the annotation of a GenBank genome assembly.
AUGAAUAAAGUAAUUCUAAUUUUUGUGAUACUAUCAAGCACAAUUGCUGUUAAUGCUUAUGUGCUUAGCUCAUUUUAUCGUCAAUUCAAAACAGCAGCAAAGAACAGUCAGUACAACUUAGAAUAUUCCAACUUGGACUGCGUUGAAGACAAGUUAAACAUAUCCCAAAAUGGUAGAAAGGAAGUUGAUAAGAUGCUUGGCGAUGCUGUUCUAAAUCUUGCAUUUUAUUCAUGUUCAAUACUUUCCAAUUAUGAAAUAAGUAAAAAUCUCAAAGCUGUUGAAAAAUUGUUGCCAAAACAAACAAAAUGCUUUAAAUCAGGAUUUUCUAAAGCUGACUUGAAUGGUCUUUUGGACUGCUAUAUGGAGCCUAUCAAUGACAUGGCAGUUGGAUUGAAUAUUUGGCCUUUGAUCAUUUUAUUUAUUUUAAUUACAAUUGCAUCAAGUUUAGGAAUACUUCUUUUGCAUGUAUUAUUGCUCAAAUGUCAAUAA